ACAAAGGAGGAGAAGAAGAGACACACAACACCAGGCGGCGAGGUCGCGUACGGAAGACGCGCCGGAGAAAAGAACCCAUGAUUACAAACAAACUUUAAACUUUUUUCUUGUUUAUUUAUCUUUCAAACAAAAAGAGGAGCCCGGUGGAUUUUUUUUUUCAAGCCAAGGGGAGAUACUAACCUACUAACGAGGAGCUGAUCCACCGAACUCACCGAGCUUGAUGGAAACCUUGAUGAGGACCAUGAAGUAGCAGUCUUCAAAUUUGCAGCUAUCUGAUUAGCUCCCUACUGCACAACACACUUUCCUUCAUCCAGUACCCUCCAUCUGUGCCCCUCCCCCCCAGCUAUGGCAGAUCCAGGGAUGCUGAGUUUGUUUGGGGAGGAUGCAGGGCUCUUCUCAGAUGGUUUAGAUGGUUUAGGGGACUGCUUCCCUCAGCAGCCUACCCCUGCCCAGUCUAACCCCAUAGCCCAGCAGACCAAUGCCUCUCUAAACCAUGACCACCAGGGAGGCAGGGGUUAUCACCAAGGGAUGAUCCAUGGUGCAGGGACUGGCCCAGGACAGCCUAAAAUGGGGCAGAUGUACGAUCAUGGCCCCUACACCGGCUACGAUCCGCCAAGUGCUCCAGGAGGACGUGUGAUGGCCCAAAACGGUCCAAGCCAGGGGCCGCCAAAUGUGAGCAGUGGCAUGAAUGGCAUGGGUCCUCAUUACCAUAAUAACCCAGCUAACUCCAGCAACCCCCACCAUGGUUACCCGGGUGAUGCUGGGGGAGGAGGAGGAGGCGGAGGAGGUGGGGGUGGGGUUUGGGGCCAGCAGCAGCAGCAGAGCAGAGCAGCUUAUCAGCAGCCUCCGACACAACCAGUGGGUGGGCCCAACCAGAUGGGAGGAUACCAGAUGUCUCAAGGCAACUAUGGUGGGAUGCAGAAUCCACCUACACCCAGUGCAGCUCGCUUAAACCAACACUACCCCCCACAGGGCAUUGGAACCCCUCCUGCUCAGGAUCCGCCUCACUACCUUGGACAUGUUGGAAUUGGUGGAGCUCAGAUGAGACACAGCCAGCCUCAGCCUCAGCCACAAUCCCAGGGCUACCCCAACAUGGGCCACACACCCCGGUACCCACACUCCCCCUCCCGACAGCCUGCACAUCCCCAUCAGCACCAACAGGGUAUGGGGGGGUUUGGGGGUACCCAGUACCCUGGCUAUCAGGCUCCGUAUGGAACCAUGGGACCUGGGAUGGGUCAGGGUGCUAAUGCUACUGUCGGUGCAAACACCAGCCAGGCUAUGGGACCAGGGCAGCUUGGCCAGAGGUUUAACCAGGGAUCGGGUCUAGCAGCCGGGCAACAGGGGCAACGAUACCCCCCUGGACCACCACUUCAACCCCAGCCCCAUCAGACCCAUUCUGCUCAAAUGCAACAGCAGGCAGGGCAGCAGGGCCAGCCUAUGCACCCCCUUAACCACCCCCAACACCCCCAGAAUCUCCCCCAGCCUCCGAAUCAGCCUCACCUUGCACCCCCAGCUCAGGGAUCCUACCCCUCACCCUCAUCCAUGUCCCCCAUGCGGGUUUUGGGAACCCCAACACCUCCUCCCCAACAGGGCAGACCCCCUAGUGCAGGACACACUGGAGCCCAAGAUGUAGCAGGGUACCCUUCGCUGCAGUCUGCACCCAGUGCUAUCCCACAUCCACAGAGACCUCCUCAGACCCCUCUCUCUGCCCCACAUCCUCAACACCAGCAGCCCCACAACAUGCCCCCCAGUGCAGGGCAGAUGUAUCCCGGCAUGGGGCAGCAAAGAGGCUCACAAAUGGCUCCAAUCAGGCCACAGCUGCAGCUUCAUCAAGGGCCUGUAGAUGCUCCCAUCAGUCAGGGGGGAGACCAUCGUCUUCUCCAGGCUCAGCAGCAGGCGUCUCGAAGCGGCCAGUCCCUGCAGUCCAAUCCCAUGGGUUUCCAGGGUCCGUCUGUGGGUCCACACGGCGCUCCAGCCUCAAACCAGGCCUUAGCACCUCCCGCCCAGAGUGCUGGGCCGAAUCAGAAGCAACACGCACACCUGCCCCCCCACGCCCAACACCUGCAGAGCACACCUCCUCCCCCCAGCCAGGCCUCCCACUCAUGGGCACCUCCAGCUCCAGCCUCCCACCCACUCUCCUCACCCCCUCUUACCCCACAGAAAGUGCCUCACGUACAGCAUUCCCCAACCGACCCGCCAGGAGAUGCCUCAAUGAUGGUUCCUGACAGGUCGACAGUAGACGCUGGUGCCCCCAGCCAGCCUAUCAGCACAGAGCAGCCCAGCAACCAGGAGACCAAGCCAAAAAGGAAGAGGAAGAAGAAAGCUAAAGUGGUGGACAAGGAGGAAGCCGAGGAGGAGAAGAAGGACGGGGAAAAGGAAGUCAGCGUAGAAUUUCCCGCGACAGGCAGCGAUGCCGGUGAACAGGUGACCGGCGUCGAACACGGGAGUUCACCGCCGGUGGAGGAGAAGAAAAAGCGCAAAAAGAAACCAAAGGAGAAGGCGGAGGGCAAGCAGCCUAAAGAGCCCAAAGCUCAGAAGACGCCCAAAACACCCAAGACCCCCAAAGAGCCCAAGGAGAAGAAAACCAAGAGCUCGACGCCCAAGGCCAAGACCCCCAAGAAAACCAGCAGCAGCAGCACGAAGAAGGUUGAGACUGAAGGUGGGGCUAGCGCGGCCAAGACGGAGUCAAAGAGGAAGAGAGAGCCAUCAGUCAGUGAUGAUGUGGAGGUGAAGUCUCCGCCCCCUUCAGCUCCUGAAGAUGAAGAUGACGAUGGUGUACAGAAGCGUCGCUCCAGCCGUCAGGUGAAGAGGAAGAGGUACACUGAGGAUCUGGAGUUCAGGAUCUCAGACGACGACAGCGGAGACGACUCGGCAGCCAAGUCGCCAUCCCAACAACAGGAUGUGGUCGAGGCUGAAGGGCUUGUCGUGGAGAAGAUCAUGGGAAUGCGCACCUCGAAGAAACAGCCGGAGGAAGGGGAGGAAGUGGAGGUCGAGGAGUUCUACGUCAAGUUUAAGGGCUUUUCAUACCUCCACUGUCGCUGGGCAGAACUUGAAGAGCUGGAAAAGGACAAGAGAAUACAUCAGAAGAUCAAGAGGUUUAGGGCCAAGCAACAACUGAACAGUUUCAUAACUGAGAUGGAUGAUGAGCCUUUUAACCCAGACUAUGUGGAGGUGGACCGCGUGCUGGAUAUUUCAGAGAGCACAGAUGAAAACGGAGAGAUGGUGACCUUAUACUUGGUGAAAUGGUGCAGUCUGCCUUACGAGGACUCAACCUGGGAACUGAGAGCCGACAUUGACCAGUCUAAGAUAGAGGAAUAUGAACGCAUUGCAGCACGCACACCCAACACUAAGAGAGUGGAUCGGCCUCUUACGGAUGACUGGAAACAGUUGGAGGGCUCCAGGGAUUACAGGAAUGGCAACGCACUCAGGGAGUACCAGCUCGAGGGGCUCAACUGGCUAACCUUCAACUGGUACAACUCACGUAACUGUAUUCUGGCUGAUGAGAUGGGUCUGGGAAAGACCAUCCAGUCUAUUACAUUCCUCUAUGAGAUUUUCCUGAAGGGCAUUCAGGGGCCGUUCCUCGUCAUCGCCCCGCUCUCCACCAUCCCGAACUGGGAGAGAGAGUUCAGGACCUGGACCGAGCUCAACGCGGUGGUCUACCAUGGCAGCCAGGCCAGCAGGAAGACCAUCCAGGCGUAUGAGAUGUACUACAGAGAUGCACAGGGUAAGAAUAUAAAGGGAGUGUAUCGGUUCCACGCCGUGAUCACGACUUUUGAGAUGAUUUUGACGGACUGUCCCGAGCUGCGCAGCGUGCCGUGGCGCUGUGUGGUGAUAGACGAGGCCCACCGCCUCAAAAACCGAAACUGCAAACUACUGGAAGGACUGAAGAUGAUGGACAUGGAGCACAAAGUUCUGUUGACAGGAACUCCCCUCCAGAACACGGUUGAAGAGCUCUUCAGCUUGCUCAACUUCCUGGAGCCGGAGCGAUUCCCGUCCGAACUGACAUUUAUGACUGAAUUUGGAGACCUGAAGACUGAAGAACAGGUUCAGAAACUGCAGGCCAUCCUGAAGCCUAUGAUGCUCCGAAGACUGAAAGAGGACGUGGAGAAGAACCUGGCCCCGAAGGAGGAGACCAUCAUUGAGGUGGAGCUGACGAACAUCCAAAAGAAAUACUACCGGGCCAUCCUCGAGAAGAACUUCACCUUCCUGUCAAAAGGAGGCGCUGGAGGAGGAGGCGGCGGCGGAGGAGGCAGCGGAGGAGGAGGAGGCGUCCCUAACCUCCUCAACACAAUGAUGGAGCUCAGAAAAUGCUGCAACCACCCCUACCUCAUUAACGGAGCCGAAGAGAAGAUCGCCGAGGAGUUCAGAGACUCCCACGGUGGCAGGACGGACUUACCUGAUAUGGCUCUCCAAGCCAUGAUCCAGGCUGCCGGCAAGCUGGUCCUCAUCGACAAGCUGCUGCCCAAACUGAAGGCGGGCGGACACAGGGUCCUGGUGUUCAGUCAGAUGGUCCGCUGUCUGGAUAUCCUGGAGGACUACCUCAUCCAGAGACGAUAUCCUUAUGAACGUAUCGACGGCAGGGUUCGUGGAAACCUGCGACAGGCAGCUAUCGACAGGUUCUCCAGACCGGACUCGGACCGGUUCGUCUUCCUUCUGUGUACGAGAGCUGGAGGACUCGGCAUUAACCUGACUGCAGCCGACACAUGCAUCAUCUUUGACUCUGACUGGAACCCUCAGAACGACUUACAGGCUCAGGCCAGAUGUCAUCGUAUCGGUCAGUCCAAGGCGGUCAAGAUCUACCGUCUGAUCACGAGGAACAGCUACGAGAGGGAGAUGUUUGACAAGGCCAGUCUGAAGCUGGGUCUCGACAAAGCCGUCCUCCAGAGCAUGAGCGGACGAGAGAACGCCAACAGUGGGGUCCAGCAGCUGUCAAAGAAAGAAAUCGAAGACCUCCUCAGAAAGGGAGCAUACGGAGCUCUAAUGGACGAGGAAGAUGAGGGCUCCAAAUUCUGUGAGGAAGACAUCGACCAAAUCCUGCAGAGACGAACCCACACCAUCACCAUCGAGUCUGAGGGCAAGGGCUCCACCUUUGCUAAGGCCAGCUUCGUUGCGACCGGAAACCGGACUGACAUUUCUUUGGAGGAUCCAGACUUCUGGCAGAAAUGGGCCAAGAAGGCUGAGCUGGACCUGGACUCCAUUAACGGACGGAACACGCUCGUGAUCGACACGCCGAGGGUGAGGAAGCAGACGCGGCACUACAGCAGCGUCAAAGAGGACGAGAUGCUGGAGUUCUCCGAGCUGGAGAGCGACGAGGACGAGCCGAGCAAACCUUUAUCCAAAACACGGAGACCCCAAGACAAAGCCCAGGGCUACCCUCGAUCUGAGUGCUUCAGGGUGGAGAAGAACCUGCUGGUUUACGGUUGGGGAAGGUGGGGUGACAUCCUCGCUCACGGCCGCUUCAAGCGCCCGCUGAAGGAGAGCGACGUGGAAACGAUCUGCCGGGCCCUGCUGGCCUACUGUCUGCUGCAUUACCGGGGUGACGAGAACAUCAAGAGCUUCAUCUGGGACCUGAUCACUCCGACUGCAGACGGGACCACCAAGACGUUGACUAACCACUCAGGUCUCUCCACUCCGGUCCCUCGGGGCAGGAAAGGCAAGAAGGGGAAGCCAAUGGCCCCGCCUCCACAGAGCCCGAGAGCUGAUUGGCUCGCCAGCUGCAACCCUGACCACUUACUGCAAGAGGAUAGCUACAAGAGACACCUGAAACAUCACUGUAACAAGGUGCUGCUGAGGGUGAGGAUGCUGUAUUACCUGCGCCAGGAAGUGAUCGGUGACCAGGCUGAGCGCAUCCUGGAAGGAGCAGACUCCAGUGAGCUGGAUAUCUGGAUCCCUCAGCCGUUCCAUGCAGAGGUCCCGGCUGACUGGUGGGACAGCGAGGCCGACAAAUCCCUGCUCCUGGGCGUCUUCAAACACGGCUAUGAAAAGUACAACUCGAUGAGAGCUGACCCUGCCCUGUGUUUCUUGGAGAGGGUGGGCAUGCCGGAUGCCAAGGCGAUCGCUGCUGAGCAGAGGGGCUCCGACAUGAUGGCAGAUGGUGUUGAGGGUGAGGAAGAGGAUCCAGAGUAUAAGCCUCUACGGAUGCCUUUCAAAGACGAUAUGGACGACUUGACUAACUCUCCUGUGGACAUCAAGGAUGAGACUGGGGACUGUGAAUCUGAAGCAAAACCAGGUGAGAACGGUCCGAACGUGCGCCCUUCAGGUGGAGCUUCGGGCUCCAGUGAGCAGCUCUACUGGCCAGCAGCCUCGGCGCUCACGGCCCGUCUGCGUCGCCUCAUCACGGCCUACCAACGCUCCAACCGCAGAGAGCAGCUCCGCCAGGAGGCUCUGAGCCGGCCCGACGGUCGCAGAAAGAGACGCAGGGAGUUCCUGCCUUCCAUUGCCAUGGUUACCGAGACAGGUGGAGGGGCAGCUUAUAUCCACGACGGGGCAGGCGUGUACAUGGCAGACGGAAGCCCAUAUAUGGCUAAAGGAGGUGCUUACUUUGCCAAAGGUGGACAGUUCAUGGCGGAGGCGUCCCCGGUGGUGACUGCCAGCUCGCUCAUGGCUGAUGGAGCCAUGUACUUCAAGGAGAGGAGACAAAGGUGGACUCGUCGAGAGGAGGCGGACUUCUACCGCGUGGUUUCCACCUUCGGAGUGGUCUUUGACACCGUGCAUCAGAAGUUUGAUUGGGCCCAGUUCAGGGCUUUUGCUCGACUGGACAAGAAAACAGACGAGAGCUUGGAGAAGUAUUACUACUCCUUCAUCGCCAUGUGCAAACGGGUCUGCAGGAUGCAGAUCAAGCCCGAUACAGAACUCCCAGACCCGACCCUGAUCAUCGAUCCCAUCACAGAGGAGCGCGCCUCACGGACCUUGUACCGCAUCGAGCUCCUCCGCCGCAUCAGAGAGCAAGUCCUCCCACACCCUCAGCUCUCAGAGCGCCUCAAACUCUGCCAGCCCUCCCCAGACCUCCCAGAGUGGUGGGAGUCUGGCCGCCACGACCGGGACCUCCUCCUGGGGGCGUCCAAACACGGCGUGAGCCGGACAGAUUAUCACAUCCUAAAUGACCCUGCCCUGGCUUUUCUUGAAGCCCACCAUCGCUUCACCAGCCAAAGAGGAUCCGCUAAGACCGGAGCAGCGGAAAGCAACUCUGCCCCCCUUCUCACCCCUGGAGAUCUGGCGAGUGCUGCAGCUGCUGCUCAACUGGCUCUCAACGGAGGGAAAGAGGAGGAUGGAGUAGAAGAGAAGGAGGUGAAGAUGGAGGAAGGGAUAUCGGAGAAGGAGGUGAAAACCGAAACUGAAGGAGGAGACAUUCCAUGUACAGAGACUGAAACUCCUGAUCUCAAGAAAGAAAAUGAAGGAGAGCUCCAGGAAAAGAAAGAGGAAAUCACUACUUCCCCUAAGAAGGAGUUAAAGAAAGAAGAAGGAGAAGAAGAAGAGGAGGAGGCCAAGCCCAAGCCAGAUGUUGAAGAAAAAGAGCAGGAUGAGGAGAAGAGUGAGGAAACAGAGAAUACCUCAAAGCCAGAAGAAGACCAGGACAAGGACUCGACUGAAGAGAAGAAGAGUCCCGAGGAGACUAUCACAGAGCAGAAAGAGACCCCCGCUGAGCCCUCGGUACAUCCUGACACUUCUCCUGAAGAACAACCAGAGAACAAGACUGAAGAGGAGGUCAGCGGAGAGGAGAAGGAGAACGCUGAGUCUCCCAAAUCUCCAAAAUCAGCCGACACUGAGAAAAGCCCAGAGGAGGAGGAGGAGGAGAGGAUGGAUGAGGAUGACAAAUCAGAGAAAUCCUCCCAGGCUGAGGCGAGCGCCGUGUCAGAGCAGAAGAACUUUGAUGAGGACAGCAUCGCGUCUCUGAGCACGUCGGCCCAAAAUGAAACCAGGGAUGGAUUCUGCCCCGAUGAUCUUCAGGACACUUCUGCACUGCAGGCUUUGCAGGAGCGAGCUUACGGCUUCUCAUUCUGGCCUAAGGACCGCGUCAUGAUCAACAGGAUGGAUAACAUCUGCGAGGCAGUCCUGAAGGGCAAGUGGCCCGUCCACAGACGCCACAUCUUUGACUUCCCCAGCAACAUGUUGCCGGGGCACGGCUCCACGGUCACGACGGCAGCUGUAGCCAUAACGACGGAGAGCCCGCUGCAGCGGCAGAGUCUGGCCGAGCUGGCGAUGGCCGGCGUCCACACGUCUUACGGCGGGAGCGAAGAGAAGACGCUUUUACCUCAGGCUCAUGAGGACGCCCUGGGUCUGCCUCGACAGAGGAGGAGGAGAAGGAGGAAGAUUGAGAUUGAGGCUGAGAGGGCGGCCAAGAGGCGUAACCUCAUGGAGAUGGUGGCUCAGCUGAGAGAGAGUCACGCUGCUACUGAGACCCAGAGUCACGCUAUAGACCUCACCAAGGGUAUGCAUCAUCACCACAAGGCUUCAUUAGCCGGAUUCCCCGGUGCCCUGGUGACCAGCUCCCCCAUGAAAGCUCAGAUGGAGCUGCUGCAGCAGCAAGCCCAGCCGUCUGCACACAGAGCCAACGGUUCCCUGGAGGCCGACCUGCCCAUCAUAAGGAGGAGGCGGGGCCGCAGAAAAAAUGUGGAGGGCCUGGAGAUGCUGUUUGCGGGCAACAAGAGAGCAGGAGGGGAGGAUGCUGAGGAGGCGAAGAUUUCAGGUGUUGAGGCGGUUCAGAGUGUCUCCCGUGCCCAGAGACACCUAAGUGUUCCUGAACAGAGCCCCAGUGCCAGGUCUCUGGCCUCUGGCAGUCUGGAGGAGGAAGAGGCAACCGUUUCUAACAAAGAGCUGGAGGAGUGGCUCAGGCAGCACCCUACCUACACCAUGGACAUGGCUGGAUUCACACCAAAGAACGAGGACUUACUGCUGUCUCAGUUUAAUAAGCCCAAGCAGAAGCGCCACCGCUGUCGAAACCCCAACAAGAUCGACAUCAACACUCUGACCGGAGAAGAAAGAGUACCUGUUGUUAACAGACGUAACGGACGUAAGAUGGGCGGGGCCAUGGCUCCACCAAUGAAAGAGCUUCCUAGAUGGCUAUUGGAGAACCCAGAGUUCUCUGUCGCCCCUGAUUGGACAGAUAUCGUCAAACAGUCGGGUUUCCUCCCAGAAAACAUGUUUGACCGCCUUCUGACCGGCCCUGUGGUCAGGGAGGAGGGAGUUCGUCGUCGGGGCAGGCGACCAAAAUCUGAAAUCGCUAAGGCGGCGGCGGCUGCUCAGCAGGCAGCUGCUGCACAGGCGGCCCAGGCAUCACUGGUGACUGCUGCAACAUCAGCAGGAGGCAUCAACCCACUGCUGCUGAACAGUCUGUUUGGAGGGAUGGACCUGUCGUCCCUCCAGAGCCUCCAGUCUCUCCAGUUGGCUGCUGCCGGUCUGAUGGCGUUCCCUCAACCCAGCGAUCCCAAGCAGGCUGCUGCUAGCGCCGCCGCUGCCUCCAUGCUUCCCCUCAUGCUGCCCGGCAUGGGAGGCCUGCCCAACAUGGCCGCCCUCCCCAACAUGUUUAGUCUCGGCGGUCUGUUUGGCGGCAAUCUGGCGACUGUUGCAGCUGCCGCAUCAAACUCCGCCCCCACCUCGGCGUCGGGAAACACCAACGGGACGAUGGAAGAGGAGAGGAGGUCGAGGAAGAGAGGCGGGCAGAAAAAAGAAGCCGCGGAAAACUUGGAUGAGGUGGGAGACGACGACGAUGAUGAUGAGGAGGAUGAAGAGGAGGAGGCGGGGGAAAAUGAGGAAGUAGUGAAGAAGAAGAUGAAGAAAGAGGGAGGAUCAAGGAAAAUGGCCAAACCUGUUAAUAAUGUCACAGCGGCCGAUUCGCCAGCUGAAGCCUCCAUCAACGGCGACGCCGCCGCCCUGCUAGCCGCAGCCGGCAUGUCCGCCAACUCUCUGGCGUUCAACCCGUUCCUCCUGUCCACCGUGGCGCCCGGCCUCCUCUACCCCUCCAUGUUCCUACCUCCGGGCCUCGCCGGCCUCAGCCUGCCGGGCUUCCCCACCGCCUCCACCUUGGCCGAGCUGCAGAGCGCCAUGGCUGGUGCGCUGGGCGGCAACGUCUUGACCGUAAACCCCCCAAGAGACCAGAAAGAGAAGAAGGGGGUGUUGAAAGCCACAGAAGAAGAGGAGGAGGAGGAGGAUGAAGACGAGGAGGAGGAGGACGGUGGUGGUGGAGGAGACGGUGACUUGGCUCUGGACAAGGAGAGCGGAGGAGACGAGGAGAUGAGGGAUGAGGAUUCUGCCCCGGAGGAUGGAGGGAUUGGAGGGGAGGAAAAGACGGCAGAGGUUUGUCCACAGAAAGACAAGAGUGACUGAUAUGAAUCACAGAACUGACCGGCCUUGGACAUUUCCUCCCCUCACACACCUCCUCCUCCUCUUCCUCCUCUUCCUCCUUACAUCGUUUACAGACCCCCACCAGAAAUAUCCAAACUAUUACUGAACCCUGUUUUUUUUCCCUUUACAUUGUUGUGGUUGAUUUCUCUUACUAUUUGUUGAUGAUUUUUUUGGCCAGGUAUACUUACGAUGUGUCAGAGAGGCUGAAGUGUGUGUGUUAAGUUAAAUCUCUAUUGAUAGUGUAGUCAGGGAAACUCCUCACAGCCACGUGCUGGGAGCUCGCCUCCUGCGCAGAGACUGUUUCUUUCUCUUUGUCUGGUUGGGGUAUGUACACUGUCAACGGUGCAUCCACACUUUUCUCUCACACAGUCCCUCGAAUACGACUUCACAAUGUUCCAAUAGUUCCAUUGUUAUUACUAUUGUAUUAUUAUUGCUGCUUUCAGCUCUCAAACCUUUAUUUUUUCUUUGACUUUCUUGAUCUUCUGAACUGUUUUUGUUGUAUCGGUCGUCAGCAGCGUCUCAGCAAAAGAGGGAACCCGCCCACUAGUGGUGCUUUUUCUAACAUCAGUUCUUUGGAAAAAAACAAAAACGGCAUUACGGCAAAACCCAGCUGUCUGACGAAGCUGCUGCAAAAGGAAUCAUGGGUAAUGGAGUUUUAUGAAGCUGUUCUGUUUCAGAGCCGAUUUUUUAGUUCUCACAUAUCAGACCAGGUAGACUCUGAGGCGGAAAGCAAAACCAGAGUCGGUGUUUGAGUCUGGCAUGAAGCUCAGAGUCAAACAUUGACUAGUACCACAACAAACACACAUCCCAACACAUACUUGACCGUUAGCUGCACACAUGCACAAGCCUCACAUGUUGGAGGUUCAUCACUACACACACUGACCCCCCCUUCAUCCUCUCUGUGACUCCACUGUUUUACUGAGAGGACCGGUUCCUACAGCUGUUCUCCUCCUUGUGUGUUUUCUGUGUGUCCUCGUGCGUGUGUGUGUGCUUGCACACUGUACCAAUACUGUUAAACCCAGUCUCACACUGUUUGAAUGCCAGUCUUGAAUCUUUCCACUGCCACCUGCCUCUCUAUUUACCAGGGUGGCAUCAGUUUGACUCAGAGGUGGCAGGCGGGCUGGGUCUGCUACCAACGAGUCCCCUCUUGUUGGUCUGCUGCAUGCUGCCAAAUCCAGUCUCUCCCCAUGAGGAGGUUUCUGUGAACGGACAGGGAGAGGUGGUCCAAACAGGGAUGUGAUGAUUCAGGUUUAAUCUUUAAAGGGGGCACAUCAGAUGGUUUAUUCCCCACUCGCUGCCACGUUUCUUUAGUUUCUUAUUGUUUUAUUUUUCCAUAUACUGAUAGUUUCAGACCAAGUGCUGCUUCCCAUUGACCUCCUCUUGAAAGACUGUUCCUCUAGUCACACACACUGACUCACGGCCUGGUCAAAACAGGACUGAGACACAUUUUCAACAGAGUUGAAAGUUCACUCGUUUCUAUACAAAGUUAAACUCUGGAUGCUUUUUUUACUUGAAAAGUGUGAGUGGGGCUUGAUUUGUUUCCAUUCUGAGGCCAGUUCAAGUGUCUGAAAUGAUCAAGGCUGCGACAGAUUCAAAUAUUUGAAAGUAUUUUCAAACACACAUUGUAGCCAGGUCUUAUUAACAUUUGCUAGCACAGCCAGCCCAGCAGAUGCAGAGGGAGAGAACUGGGACAGAGGGGGAAGAGAUUAUUUUGGAUCUCUGGAACUCGCCCUUCCCGUGAAAGACCCUUGUUCUACUCUCCAAAGCUGAGACAGCAAUAAUCAAGGCAGCUUUUGAAUGUUCCAACAUCACUCUCCUAACACGCACACACACGCACACACCAUAGGAAUAACCACAAGUGUCGUAUGAAUAGAAAAACAAAAACUUAAACUGAAAGUGAUAACGAAUAAGUACUGCAAUCAAUUUAGUCUCACUCUGUUCCUGUUGAUGCACUGGUGUUUAAGAGUUCAAAUAAUCAGGUACCUUUAUUACGUAGCUACUUUUCUUGAAAAUGGACUUUUUGUUACUUUUAGCCAGCAAGCUGAAGAGCAUUACCUCAAAUUCUUAUAUAGCCUUGAAGUUUACAGACAUACCAUGUAAAUGUUUUUUCUUUCUUUUUUUGGGUGUUAUUUUGUUUGUUUUUUGUUUGUUUGUUUUCUUUUUGGAGACAUCAUGUAUGAUGAAUUGUAGCUAUAAUGCUUUUAAUAAAAGUGAAUCAUGAUAUUCGCCUAGGAAACCAAA
Molecule: messenger RNA, 12582 nt
Organism: Notolabrus celidotus (New Zealand spotty)
Lineage: Eukaryota; Metazoa; Chordata; Actinopteri; Labriformes; Labridae
Gene: chd7
Product: chromodomain helicase DNA binding protein 7
Exons: 41
Coding region: 346-10323 (3325 amino acids)
Molecular function (GO): protein binding; ATP-dependent chromatin remodeler activity; ATP binding
Source: RefSeq, a predicted model, not a curated record